This is a messenger RNA of Nicrophorus vespilloides, 3237 nucleotides long. RefSeq names its product irregular chiasm C-roughest protein-like. The transcript has 7 exons. Gene Ontology annotation, molecular function: cell adhesion molecule binding. Gene Ontology annotation, biological process: cell-cell adhesion. The coding region runs from base 171 to 2675 and encodes 834 amino acids. Gene Ontology annotation, cellular component: cell-cell junction. The record is from RefSeq and is a predicted model, not a curated record. NCBI's taxonomy places the organism in Eukaryota, Metazoa, Arthropoda, Insecta, Coleoptera, Silphidae.
UAUUUACGUUCUUGUUUGUUGUCGUUGCAGGUCUGCGCUCCCACCGCCGCCUUCGUCGUUUUUCUUUAUUUUUUCGAGAGACAGAAGCCGCCGCCACCCGACACACCGCUCCAACCCUCAGCGAUCGCCGUCGCAAAGCCACCCCCACCCCCCGCUAUUGACAAUCAAUAAUGGCGAGCCCUCACAAGUUCCUUCUGCUGUUGCUGCGGAUGAGCGUCGCCUUCUGCUUGGGAGAAGCCCUCAAGGACCAGAAGUUUGCCAUGGAACCGCAGGACCAGACCGCCGUCGUUGGAUCAAGGGUCACUCUGCCCUGCAGAGUCAUAGACAAGAGCGGCAAUCUGCAGUGGACGAAGGACGAUUUCGGUCUGGGAACGCACCGCAACCUCAGCGGUUUCGAACGAUACUCGAUGAUCGGCAGCGAUGAAGAAGGCGAUUUCUCCUUGGACAUUUACCCGGUGAUGCUGGAUGAUGACGCAAGGUAUCAGUGCCAAGUGGCGCCCGGACCUCUAGGACAACCCGGAAUUAGGAGUCAUUUCGCCACCAUCACAGUCCUGGUGCAACCUGAUCCACCUAAGAUCGUACAAGGCGAUUACCUGGUGACCACCGAAGAUCGCGAGAUCGAGUUAGAAUGCGUGAGCUACGGUGGUAAACCAGCGGCGGAAAUAACUUGGAUCGAUGGGAUGGGCAACGUCCUCAAUGAGGGCAUCGAAACUAUCGUCGACGAACUAGCAGAUGGUCGUCGUUUCACCACCAAGAGCAUCCUCAAGCUGACGCCGCGCAAGCAGCACCACAACACGACUUUCACGUGCCAAGCUCAGAACACAGCGGAAAGGACGCAUCGUUCUGCCAAACUCAAGCUCGAGGUGAAAUACGCUCCGAAGGUAACUGUGUCGAUACUAUCGGGAGCUGCAUCGAGCGGAAGGAUCCAAGAAGGCGCCGAGGUGCAUUUGGGCUGUAAAGCCGAUGCGAAUCCUGCCGAGGUCACCUACAGAUGGUUCCUAAACGAAGAACUCCUCAUCGGUGAUUACACGACGGAACUGGUCCUUCACAACGUGUCUAGGAAACACCACGAUGCCAUCAUCAAGUGCGAAGUGCACAACGCUGUCGGAAAGAGUGAAGAAACCGAAACCCUAGAUAUAAGCUAUGGUCCGCAGUUCCGGUCGAAGCCGCGCUCCAUCCAGGCCGAUCUUGGUGCAAGCGUGACACUGACCUGCGACGUCGACGGCAAUCCCUUCCCGGAUAUUACAUGGUACCAUGAGGAUGGCACCAGGAUAAUUAGCACGAACGCCAAUCUCACGCUUCGAGUUGACACGGAAAGCGCCGGACGUUACUAUUGCAAGGCGCACGUCGCCGGCUUCCAGGACAUGGACAUCAGGGCGGAGGCUGCAAUUUAUUUGAAAGGACCUCCGUCCAUCGUCAGCCACCGCAAGCAGUUCGGAAUCGAGGGGGACAACGUCCGGGUCGAGUGCACGGCCUUCUCGAUCCCAGCACCGGAACGGGUCAUCUGGACAUUCAAUGGUAGAGAGGUCGACCACGAUCAGGACUACUCCAUCCUCGAAGAUCCGCAGCCGGAGGGCAUCAAAUCUACGCUGAUCAUACGGGAAUCGCAGGAGAAACACUUUGGCGUCUACAACUGCAGCGUCUCCAAUCCGUACGGCGUCGACGUCGUCGAGAUUAACUUGAUGCAACAAAUCGUCUUUCCAGAAAACUUCCCCACGUCGUUCGUGAUCACCGGUGGCAUUGCUCUGGUCUUCUGCUUAUUCUUCGUCGCUAUCGUAACGUACCUCUGCCACAGGCAAGGUAACAAGAAGACACCGCCGGAGGGUGGAGACGUGAACGUCAUCGAGAAGCAAUGCAAGGAGUCGGAUCGUAGCUCGAACAUAUCCGAUCUUAAACUGGACCUGAGGACGGGAUCCUCGAACAGCAACGUCCACUGCGACAUGGACUACAUACCUGGAGCAGAGUCGGAGACUGGAAGCGAGUCCGUUAUAACGAGGAUCGGCGUGCCGCUCGCCGGACCGGUCAACGUUUCCGCUCAAGAGAUAUACCGUUACUCAGCCGAUUACACGGAGCCCACAUUCCCACCCAAGCAGGAUGGUCAGAACAACAACGGCUACGUCCCCUACGUGGAUUACUCGAGGGAUUACAAUCCACCGAUGAUGCAGCCACCGAUAACCUCGUCCCUGGAUCAAAGCCUGCAGUCGACGAGGCUCCAGCUGAACUCUCUGCAGAACCAUCAGAUCCCGGUGUCCGGCGGCUGCAUGCCGAUGAGCGACCUCACCGACCUGCACAUCGCGGCGUCCCAGGGCAUGGGUAACGGCACGAUACCCGGGAUGGGCCACAUAGAUCCCAGGUUCAGCGCGGUCUACGGCAAUCCGUACCUGCGGAACCCGAACAUCGGCCUGCCCACGCCGAACACGGCGAAUCCUGCAGCGACCCCGGCGCCUCCACCGUACUCGCGCGACUCCUCCAGGAACUUAGUGAACUCGGGAAUCGGAGUUGGCGGAGGAAUGGUGACUGCAAGUGCUAACGUAGUGAACACAGUUCUGUCGAAUGGUGCGAACGGCUCGGUGCCCCAAGUUACGAGACUGCCCAACUCCCCCACGAGUCAAUACAUAGUUCCAAACACUAACGUGAACACCCUGAAACGGGGGACAAUGGCGACGCACGUAUAAUACACGAAUGCGACGACACGGACGACAUUCAUAUAAGCAACAAAAAACAAAAACUAAAGAGAAAAAAAAACAACAACAACGUUUAUUCAUUGAACUCGAAAGUGAAUUGAAUUUAAACGGAUAAGACUGAGAAUCAAUCGAUUAUUAAUAUUAUUUUUUACUAAAAAAAAAAAUUGAAGAAGCGCAGAGGCAGCGAGGGCGAGAGAAAAAAGCAAAAAAAAAUGUAUUAAAAUUUAACGAAAAUAGAGACGACGAUGACGACCUACACCACACCACACUCAUGAAAAAUUAAUUUUACUUUCUUUCUUUUGUAAUUUAUCAUUAUUCAAUUUUCGUACUGUUUCAGAAAAAAUGGUCCUAAUAAACGAAAAACAAACUUUAUUUUGAACCGUUGAAAGAGGCAGCAAGAGAUUUAAUUUCAAAAAGAAAAGAGAGCGCGACGUUAGACAAUUAAAUUAAUUGAAAGGAAUCUCUGAGUAAAUAUAUAUGAUUAAAUUAAUCAGUUUGGCCUAUUUCAUCAAUUAAACUACAAACACACUGUCAAAUCGUAUAUAAAUAUAUU